AACACACAAAACUCAUUUUUCAGACCCCAAACAUCUCUCUCUCUCUCUCUCUCUACCCAUCUAGAGAUCUUUAUCAGUUAUGCUAGCAGUUUUCCCCAAAUCUUCCAAACCCUAAACCCAAAUCUACUAAAAAGUUUCCACCAUCUGCUUGAGUUUGGUACGUCCUCGCCCGUUAUUGAUCUAAGAUCCAAUUUCGAACAUCUUCCAAGCUGGAGCAGCUAAAAACAAUCGGUAGGGAGCUCGCAAUGGGCUCCCAAGGCGGAUUCGGGCAAUCGAAAGAGUUCCUUGACCUCAUCAAAUCGAUCGGCGAGUGUCGAUCCAAAGCCGAGGAAGAUCGCAUUGUAUUACGCGAAAUCGAGACCCUGAAGACUAGGCUGUCCAGCCCAAAUACUCCUAAAUUCAAGCUCAAGGAGUACUUAAUCCGCCUCCUUUAUGUUGAGAUGCUUGGUCACGACGCCUCAUUUGGAUACAUUCACGCUGUCAAGAUGACGCACGAUGAGAAUUUAUUGUUGAAAAGAACUGGUUACUUGGCGGUGACUUUGUUUUUGAAUGAGGAUCAUGAUUUGAUUAUUUUGAUUGUGAACACGAUACAGAAGGACUUGAAGAGCGAUAAUUAUUUGGUGGUUUGUGCGGCACUGAAUGCGGUUUGUAGGUUGAUUAAUGAGGAGACGAUCCCCGCUGUUUUGCCACAGGUGGUGGAGUUAUUGGGACAUCAGAAGGAGGCAGUUAGGAAGAAAGCAGUGAUGGCGCUCCACCGGUUUUAUCAGAGAGCGCCGGGGUCUGUCUCCCAUCUCAUUUCCAAUUUCCGCAAGAGGCUUUGCGAUAACGAUCCUGGUGUUAUGGGUGCUGCACUUUGCCCGCUUUUUGAUCUUAUUACGAUUGAUGCUGAUGCUUACAAAGAUCUGGUGGUUAGUUUUGUGAACAUUCUUAAGCAAGUAGCUGAACGCAGACUACCAAAGAGUUAUGACUAUCAUCAGAUGCCUGCUCCAUUCAUUCAGAUCAAAUUGUUGAAAAUUUUGGCCCUGCUGGGUAGUGGUGACAAAAAGGCCAGUGAGCAAAUGUACACGAUCGUGGGUGACAUAAUGAGAAAAUGUGAUUCAACAAGCAAUAUUGGGAAUGCCAUUCUUUAUGAGUGCAUUUGUUGUGUUUCAUCAUUACACCCAAACCCCAAGUUGCUUGAGGCGGCUGCUGAUGCCAUUUCAAAAUUUCUGAAAAGUGACAGCCACAAUCUGAGAUAUCUUGGUAUUGAUGCUCUUAGUCGACUGAUAAAGAUAAGCCCAGAAAUAGCCGAUGCCGCACAGCAUCAACUGGCUGUUAUUGAUUGCUUGGAGGACCCGGAUGAUACCCUAAAGCGCAAGACAUUUGAACUGCUCUACAAAAUGACCAAGUCAUCAAAUGUAGAAGUAAUUGUGGACCGUAUGAUUCAGUACAUGAUAAGUAUAAGUGAUAGCCAUUACAAAACUGAAAUAGCAUCCAGAUGUGUUGAACUUGCUGAGCAAUUUGCUCCAAGCAACCAAUGGUUCAUACAGGCGAUGAAUAAAGUAUUUGAGCAUGCAGGGGAUCUGGUGAAUGCCAAAGUUGCACAUAACUUGAUGCGGUUGAUUGCUGAGGGAUUUGGAGAGGAUGAUGAUGCUGCAGAUACUCAGCUUAGAUCAUCCGCUGUGGAGUCGUAUCUUCAAAUCAUGGGAGAGCCAAAACUUCCAUCUGCCUUUCUUCAAGUAAUUUGUUGGGUCUUGGGUGAAUAUGGGACUGCAGAUGGCAAGUAUUCUGCCUCAUAUAUCACUGGGAAGUUGUGUGAUGUCGCAGAGGCUCAUUUGGCAGAUGACACGGUGAAAGCCUAUGCAAUAACAGCACUUAUGAAGAUAUAUUCAUUUGAAAUAGCAGCUGGAAGAGCAGUGGACGUGCUACCUGAGUGCCAAUCAUUGAUUGAAGAAAUGUUAGCAUCCCACUCAACCGAUCUUCAGCAGCGUGCCUAUGAGCUUCAAGCUAUCCUUAGUUUAGAUGCUAAUGCUGUCGAGAAAAUAAUGCCAAUGAAUUCUACCUGUGAUGACAUUGAGAUUGACAAAAGCCUUUCAUUUCUUAAUGGUUAUGUCCAACAAGCAGUGGAAAAUGGCGCUCAGCCAUAUAUUCCUGAGAGUGAGCGCUCUGGGAUGUCUAACAUUAGCAAUUUCAAGAGCCAGGAAGAUCAUGAAUCAUCAACACAUGCUCUUAGGUUUGAGGCCUAUGAGCUGCCUAAACCCAUGUUGUCGCAAAAUGUCCCUCCUAUACUAGCAUCCUCAACUGAACUUGUUCCUGUCCCAGAGCCAUCAUAUGUUUCCGAUAUCCUCCAACCCGCUACGUCUGCUCCAUCUGGCUCUGAUGCGGGGCCAUCGGAACUCAGGCUACGACUUGAUGGUGUUCAAAGGAAGUGGGGUAGACCUACUUACUCCUCUGCUACACCAUCUACUUCGAGCAAUGAUGCUGUGAAGAUUCAGAAUGAGGCAACUCAACGCGAUUCAGUGGGCAUGUCCAACUCAAAAGCACGUGAUGUAUCUUAUGAUUCAAGAAAGCAGCAAGUAGAGAUUUCACCUGAAAAGCAAAAACUGGCUGCAUCUCUUUUCGGGGGUGUGUCAAAAUCUGAUGGAAGACAGCCUUCUUCUAGCCAGAAGGUAUCAAAACAUCAGAAUCCAACUUCAGAUAAGUCUCGUGCAGCCAAGGCUGCAGCUCCUGACACUGCUGUUGUAAAAACACCCCAAACACCACCGGAUUUGCUGGACUUGAGCGAGCCAUCUAUCUCCAGUAGUGCCCCAUCUGUAGAUCCUUUUAAGCAAUGGGAAGGCCUUCUUGAUCUGAAGCAAGACCCAACCCCAGUAAGUGCUGGUGGAGUUGGUUCGACAGAGACAUCUGAUUUUAUGUCUCUUUUUACGGACAUGUCUUUAAAUGUCCCGUCAGAUGGUGUUGCCGGUACAAUGCCAAAUGUGAUUAAUGGAAAUGGCCUUGGAGGGAUUAUGGCAGAUCAUUCCGCACAACAGUUGAACAAGGGACCGAAUUUGAAGCAAGCUUUGGAAAAGGAUGCACGUGUAAGGCAAAUGGGUGUGACACCAUCAGGUCAGAACCCCAACUUAUUUAAGGACUUGCUUGGCUAAGUUGCUUCUGGAAGGGAACCCUCGAUACAGAUUGAGUUGGAUUUCCUGAGAAUCAUUGCUGUCUGUUUUUCUCCACCAUGGUGUCUAAGCUAUAUAAGAGGAUAUAAUCUAAUGAAACCAGUCGAGAUUCAUUAGCAGAAACCUGGAGGGAAACCUGAGCCAAGUCGGUCAAACCCUCAUGUAUCGGGUAGUAAAAUCACGUGUACUUUGUAUUGGUUGCUGGAGCUCAUGCAAUAUGUAGAGAUAUAGUGCGAGCUAGACAAUUGAGGUUCUUGAACAGUCCAUACAGCUUUGCUAUGCACGUUUUAUACCUUCCAAUUUUUGAAACAUUACAAGGAAUUUCACGGAGACAUGUUGCAUUUCUGACCUUAUGUUCAUAAUAAAGUGCUCCCAGCCAUCCUUUAUGUAUUUGUCCUUAACCUGUUCGUGACUUACUAUUUCUAAGACAUCAAUCUAUUACGUUGUGUUGGAAAACCAGGCUGUUUGUGUAAUACUUGAUUCGUUUUGGCUUGUUUC
Sesamum indicum (sesame) is the source of this 3641-nucleotide messenger RNA. RefSeq names its product AP-4 complex subunit epsilon. Lineage: Eukaryota; Viridiplantae; Streptophyta; Magnoliopsida; Lamiales; Pedaliaceae. The record is from RefSeq and is a predicted model, not a curated record. Gene Ontology annotation, biological process: vesicle-mediated transport; intracellular protein transport. Gene Ontology annotation, cellular component: membrane coat; AP-4 adaptor complex.